Messenger RNA from Aureococcus anophagefferens, 642 nucleotides. RefSeq lists its product as hypothetical. Gene Ontology annotation, molecular function: intramolecular phosphotransferase activity. The record is from RefSeq and is a predicted model, not a curated record. Lineage: Eukaryota; Pelagophyceae; Pelagomonadales; Pelagomonadaceae. The transcript has 2 exons. The annotation marks the transcript as partial. Gene Ontology annotation, biological process: glycolytic process.
CUCAUCCUCGUGCGCCACGGCGAGUCGACGUGGAACGCGAACUCGACCUUCACGGGCUGGGCCGACGUCGACCUGUCCGACCGCGGCGAGCGCGAGGUCGAGCACGCGGCGCGUCUGCUGCUGGAGGCCGGGUACGUCGUCGACGUCGCCUACACGUCGCGGCUCCGCCGCGCGAUCCGCAGCUGCUGGAUCCUCCUGCGCGGUCUGGGCAAGGUCUACAGCCCCGUCUUCAAGUCCUGGCGCCUCAACGAGCGCCACUACGGCGCGCUGACGGGCCUGUCGAAGCCGGGGUUGGCGCUGGAGCUCGGCGAGGCCGCGGUGCAGGCCUUCCGCCACGGCUUGGAGGAUCUCCCGCCGCCCAUGCCCGCCGACGGGUCCCACGCCUACGACGACCGCGGCGACCGCAAGUACGCGGACCUGGGCACCGUCCCCGCGACGGAGUCGCUGUCCGACACGAUGGCGCGCGCGCUGCCGCUCUGGGAUUCCAAGAUCAAGCCGGACCUGCUCGCGGGCCGCAACGUCAUGGUCGUCGCCCACGGGAACUCGCUGCGGGGCCUCGUGAAGCACAUCGACGGCAUCUCCGACGACGAGAUCACGUCCGUGUCGAUCCCCAACGGCAUCCCGCUGGUCUACAAGUUCGAG